Trichomonas vaginalis G3 is the source of this 1203-nucleotide messenger RNA. Its product is annotated as SUMO transferase protein. Bases 1 to 1203 code for a protein of 400 amino acids. Gene Ontology annotation, molecular function: zinc ion binding; SUMO ligase activity. The record is from RefSeq and is a predicted model, not a curated record. NCBI's taxonomy places the organism in Eukaryota, Parabasalia, Trichomonadida, Trichomonadidae. Gene Ontology annotation, biological process: protein sumoylation. The transcript has a single exon.
AUGGAUUUUAGCCUGAAAAGGCGUUCAAAUUCAGUAGAUCAACAACAAGAAAAAGAUGAGGGUAAGGCCUUUUUAAUGCCAAAAAGUUCCCUUCCUCCUAAAGCUAAUAAAUACUUCUUCAUUGACAAAGAACCAUUAACUCAUCAGCAACUGUUAGCACAAAUUUCAAAGCUUUCAAAUGUUCGGAUUUUUAGAGUUGCAGUUUGUUUAAACUUACGUCCAGCAAAUAUAGAGACACUUAAGUUUUUUAUAUCGCGAAUUUCUCUUACCGAUGAAAUGAUGUUAGAUAAAGUUGAAAAAGCUUUAUCAAUGGCAACAACAAAAGUAACUCCAGGAGUUCAAGGUCCAAUCAACCCAUCAUCUACAGAUUAUCCAUUUUUCGAUAUUCGUUACAAACCUUUUGAAAAUGGCCCAGCAAUCACAGACAAACCGAUUGAUAUGGGUUUAGCACCUGUAACUUUCUCUUUUCAGAUCCCUAUUUUGCCUCCAGAUAUCAGAAUUAUUCUUCAAUCUUUUUUGGUCGGAGUAUCGCCUCCAAUGGUUCGCUGGCCACAAACUCUUUCAAUAUUCGUUAAUAAUUGUCUUAUAAAGCCUCAAGGAAUUUUUAAUUGUAUGUUGAUUGAUCUUAGUCAGUUUCCUCCUGGCAGUAUUGUUACAAUAACAAGCGCACAAGAAACAGCUCAGUACAAAUUUAUUGUCCGUUGUGCAAAAUAUUACACUUACAACGUUAUUAUUCAAUCAAUCAAGGCUUUUCCAAAUAAUGAGUAUUUUAAUGAAGCUGAACUAUCAUUAAUUUGCCCACUUACUGGUCAGCCUCUGAAAUUCCCAGGAAAAGGCAAUCAUUGCAGACAUACCCAAGCAUUCAACUUGAAAGCUUACUUAAAGAGAGGAGUAUCAACAGGUAAAUGGUACUGCCCAAUUUGUGGUAAUUAUUCUCCACUAGAAGCUUUAAUUUAUUCAUUCAAAACAGAAGAGGCCCUAAAUCUCGUUAAAAUGUCUAGACCAAAGCCUCAAAACUACAGUGGAAGUCCACAAGUUAUGCCGCCGUCCGAACCACCGCAGCAAAAUAUUAUGUCUCAAGUUUCUCAAACUCAGCCAGGAACUCCUGAACCUGAACCUCCAAAAAAUGAAAAUCCAUUUGAUUUCGAACUUAAUGAUAGUAUAUUUGAUGAUGAAGAGAAAGAAUUUUAUGAUUUCUAUUAA